Messenger RNA from Elephantulus edwardii (Cape elephant shrew), 2733 nucleotides. RefSeq names its product general transcription factor IIIC, polypeptide 2, beta 110kDa (gene GTF3C2). Gene Ontology annotation, cellular component: transcription factor TFIIIC complex. The record is from RefSeq and is a predicted model, not a curated record. NCBI's taxonomy places the organism in Eukaryota, Metazoa, Chordata, Mammalia, Macroscelidea, Macroscelididae. Gene Ontology annotation, biological process: transcription by RNA polymerase III. The transcript has 19 exons. Gene Ontology annotation, molecular function: protein binding.
AUGGAUACCUACGGGGUCGGCUGUGUUGCCCUGGGGGAGGCCGGCCCCGUGGGGAACAUGACUGUGGUGGACCCUCCUGGACAAGAAGUGCUAAACCAGCAUGAUGUCAAGGCCUCUUCAGGAAUGACCAGUACAGAGGCUUCCAUAGAGAUGUCUUUACCUUCCUCUUUGGCUGGAUAUGAGGAUUCUUCUGAUAAGAGGCGACUCCCUCUAGAGCCAGAAAGCCUCUCCAGACUAGAACAGCAAGAUCUUUCUUCAGAGAUGUCAAUGGUCUCAAUGCCUAGGGCCACAAAGCCUGGCCGGAAGAGAGGUGGUAGGACACGAAAAGGCCCCAAAAGGCCCCAACAGCCUAUUCCUCCAUCAGCCCCUUUAGUUCCUGGUCUCUUAGAUCAGUCCAACCCUCUGUCCACCCCCAUGCCCAAGAAACGAGGACGAAAGUCCAAGGCAGAGCUGCUGCUGCUGAAGUUGUCAAAAGGCCUAGAUCAACCAGCAUCUCCACCUCCAAAGAGGCCUUCUGAGGACUUUGAGACCCCUCCUGGGGAACGACCCCGACGAAGGGCUGCCCAAGUGGCGCUACUGUAUCUUCAGGAACUGGCUGAAGAGCUCUCCACAGCAAUGCCUGCUCCAGUGUCCUGCCCUGACAACCCCAAUUUGAGCAACCCCCCCGUACUGAAGAAAAGCCCCUCAGAGGACAACCCUGAGGGUGAGGGAGAUGAUGAUACUACAAGAGAUGAAGACUUUGUCUUCAAGGUUGAGCCUGAAGAUGAGGAAGAAAAUGAGAUCCCAAGUGAGAACUCGCCUGACUCAGAGCCUGCAGCACCCCGAAGCACUCCCCGAGGAUCUGCUUCAGGGAAGCAGAAGCCACACUGCCGGGGAAUGGCUCCCAAUGGCUUACCAAAUCACAUCAUGGCUCCCGUGUGGAAGUGCUUUCAUCUCACCAAGGACCUUCGAGAACAGAAGCAUUCCUACUGGGAGUUUGCGGAAUGGAUUCCUUUGGCCUGGAAGUGGCACUUGUUAUCUGAAAUUGAGGCAGCUCCUUACCUCCCCCAGGAGGAGAAGUCUCCGCUUUUUUCUGUACAACGUGAAGGGCUUCCUGAAGAUGGCACACUCUUCCGUAUAAAUAGAUUUAGCUCGAUCACAGCACACCCAGAGCGCCGCGACAUGUCCUUCUUCACGGGGGGACCACUCUGGGCUAUGGAGUGGUGCCCAGUGCCAGAGGGGGCAACAACCUCACAGUACGUGGCACUCUUCUCCAGUCCGGACAUGAAUGAGACACAUUCACUGAGCCAGCUUUAUUCGGGCCCUGGGCUGCUCCAGCUCUGGGGCCUUGGGACCUUGCAGCAAGAAAACUGUCCUGACAGCAGGGCCCACUUUGUCUAUGGGAUUGCUUGUGACAACGGCUGCAUCUGGGAUCUCAAGUUCUGUCCCAGUGGAGCAUGGGAACUUCCAAGCACUCCUCGGAAGGCCCCUCUCCUGCCCCGACUGGGUCUCUUGGCUCUUGCCUGCUCAGAUGGAAAGGUGCUGCUGUUCAGUCUGCCUCAUCCUGAGGCCCUGCUGGCUCAACAGCCACCAGAUGCGAUGAAGUCAGCCAUCUAUAAGGUAGAAUGUGUGGCAACCCUUCAGGUGGGGUCUAUGCAAGCCUCAGACCCCUCUGAGUGUGGCCAGUGCCUUAGCCUGGCCUGGAUGCCCACCCGGCCCCACCACCACCUGGCUGCUGGAUACUAUAAUGGUAUGGUGGUUUUCUGGAACCUUCCUACUAAUUCACCCCUGCAGCAAAUAAGACUCUCUGAUGGCUCCUUGAAGCUCUAUCCUUUCCAGAGUUUCCUUGCCCAUGACCAGGCUGUGCGUAACCUUCAGUGGUGCAAAGCUAACAGUCAUUUUCUUGUCUCUGCUGGGAAUGACCGGAAAAUCAAAUUCUGGGACCUUCGACGACCUUAUGAACCAAUAAACUCUAUCAAGCGCUUCCUGAGUACAGAGUUGGCCUGGCUGCUCCCUUACAAUGGUGUCACUGUGGCUCAGGACAACUGCUAUGCCUCUUAUGGACUCUGUGGAAUUCAUUAUCUUGAUGCUGGUUACCUUGGUUUCAAAGCCUACUUUACUGCUCCUCGAAAAGGCACUGUCUGGAGUCUUUCCGGAUCAGACUGGCUUGGGACGGUAGCUGCAGGAGAUAUAUCUGGGGAGCUCAUUGCAGCUGUAUUGCCUGAUUUGGCCCUGAACCCAAUAAAUGUUAAACGACCUGUAGAGCGAAGAUUUCCUAUAUAUAAAGCAGAUCUGAUCCCGUACCAGGACAGCCCUCAAGUUCAAGACCAUUAUUCUGCCUCUUCUGGUGCCCCUAAUCCUCCUACAGCUCGAACUUAUGCUGAAACCGUCAGCCAUCACUAUUUGCUGUUUCAAGACACAGAUUUGAGUUCCUUUCACAAUCUGCUCCGUAGAGAACCAAUGCUGCGCAUGCAGGAGAGAGAGGGGCGUUCUCAGCUCUGUCUGGACAGGCUGCAGCUGGAGGCUAUCCAUAAAGUACGUUUCAGCCCAAACCUGGACUCCUAUGGAUGGCUCAUAUCUGGGGGACAGUCCGGGCUGGUUCGAAUCCAUUUUGUCCGUGGACUCACUUCCCCACUGGGUCAUCGUAUGCAGCUGGAAAGCCAAGCCCAGUUCAAUGCUAUGUUUUAACUAUUCUACCCCACUGAAGGGUUUAACUUCCCUCCAAGCAGCCAUUGCCUUCUGCCCAGUCUUUAG